CAUUCUGAUUCGUCACCGGUGUCCGGGAAAAAUGGCGUCGGAAGAACAGUGCUCGGUACCAUUUCGAUGGCGGUCGAUAUCGCUAACCCACAUAGAGUUCCCUGCUGGUGAUCUGACUGGACAAGUGUUGGCCUACACCAGCCUGCUGCCCAUAGCGAUCCUCAUAGGCUUUGUCACCCUCAUAGUGUUCAAGCGUGAACUGCACACGAUCUCUUCCUUCGGGGGGCUCGUCCUGAACGAAGGUGUGAAUUGGCUGCUGAAGCAUAUUCUACGGGAGCCCCGCCCAUGUGAAGGAGCGCACACAACCCUGACAACAGAGUAUGGGAUGCCCUCCAGUCAUUCCCAGUUCAUCUGGUUUUUUGUUGUUUACUUCUUUCUUUUCCUUUAUUUGAGAAUGCAUCAAACGAACAACGCUCGGUGUGUGGAGCUGCUGUGGAGACACAUACUGUCCAUCACCUUGUUGGGCGUGGCCUUAUCAGUGUCAUACAGCAGGGUGUACCUGUUGUACCACACUUGGAGUCAGGUCUUCUAUGGGGGAGUGGCCGGUAGCACCAUAGGAGUAGUCUGGUUCUUCUUCACACAGGAGGUGCUGACACCGCUAUUCCCCAAGAUAGCAGCAUGGCCGAUAUCAGAGUUCUUUCUGGUGCGGGACACGAGCCUGAUCCCCAACAUCCUUUGGUUCGAGUACACAGUGACCAGGUCAGAGGCGAGAAACAGACAACGGAAGCUUGGAACAAAGCUUCAGUAAUCUCAGCAGUUCCUUGGAGAAACUGAGUAAAGGAACACACACACACACUCAUUAAAAAACACACUGGAGAAUCAAUCAUCUUCUGGACUGACCUGGUUGAAAUGGUAAAAAGGCCAUCCAUUUACAGGUGGACCAAAAGAGUGUCUGGACUCGGCCCGGAUUCCACAGCCUUAGCAAAUCCGUCCACAUGCUUCUCCUUAUUGUAUAGCUUGCCGAAAUGCUCCCCCAAUGCAUGCAAGACCGUGCAAGAGGUAUACUAUUUAAUGAUAAAUUAAUAUAAACUCAGCAAAAAAA
Messenger RNA from Salvelinus sp. IW2-2015, 1042 nucleotides. It is a transcript of the gene dolpp1, whose product is annotated as dolichyldiphosphatase 1. The record is from RefSeq and is a predicted model, not a curated record. Lineage: Eukaryota; Metazoa; Chordata; Actinopteri; Salmoniformes; Salmonidae. Gene Ontology annotation, biological process: lipid biosynthetic process; protein N-linked glycosylation. Gene Ontology annotation, cellular component: intracellular membrane-bounded organelle; endoplasmic reticulum membrane. Gene Ontology annotation, molecular function: dolichyldiphosphatase activity.